Punctularia strigosozonata HHB-11173 SS5 is the source of this 575-nucleotide messenger RNA. RefSeq lists its product as uncharacterized. The transcript is spliced from 2 exons. The record is from RefSeq and is a predicted model, not a curated record. The coding region runs from base 13 to 507 and encodes 164 amino acids. NCBI's taxonomy places the organism in Eukaryota, Fungi, Basidiomycota, Agaricomycetes, Corticiales, Punctulariaceae.
GGCUGGGUCAAGAUGGCGUUCAAUCAACCUCUGUUACCCGUGCUGCCGGUUGCGCGAGAAUUGAUAUCGAAAUCGAAGUGGAUGGCUCACAAAGGCACUCAUAUGCUUGAUCUCCACGAUACCGGGAAGGGUCGCAAGGUCAAGCAACAGACCGAAGGAGAAUCAAGCGGCCGCACUCUGCAGUUAACUGCACGGCGUAGGGUCAUGUCGGCGCCCAAACGUGCAGAGACUCGUGACGAAUCCAGUAGCAACCUACUGGCCGGUGCUUCCUCCGCUACGGUUGACCUUGAUCCCCGCUUCGACUCUCCUGAGCGCGGAUAUCCUGAAAGGCCGAUGAGCCGCAUUCGCCAUCGAAUCCUUAACAUAUUCCGCCAUGGUCCCUCGAAAUCACGUCGAAGUCUUGAUUCUGGUAGAGGGGCUGCAUCCUCCGCGAGUUUGCAUCGCCCUUCUGAUGAGGCAGAACGACGCACGUCCGUGGACAACGGAGCAAAACGCGAUGCAUCAUAAGCCCCAGAAAAUCCUCUUUGUACAAUGUCAAUACCGUUCCGUUACUCUUGCUUUGCUUUCAUUCUAUC